Solanum pennellii is the source of this 1427-nucleotide messenger RNA. RefSeq names its product F-box/LRR-repeat protein At3g58930-like. NCBI's taxonomy places the organism in Eukaryota, Viridiplantae, Streptophyta, Magnoliopsida, Solanales, Solanaceae. Bases 239 to 754 code for a protein of 171 amino acids. The record is from RefSeq and is a predicted model, not a curated record. Gene Ontology annotation, molecular function: protein binding. The transcript has 4 exons.
AUAUUCAGAAAUGUAUUAAAUUACACGAUAUUUUCCUCAAUUGAUAAUAAUAAGUUAUUUAAGGCUUUGAAAUAUUCAGAAAUUUGAUUGAGCAGUCCAGUCUUUUUGGUACGUAUCUCCAAAAUUUGAUUCAGAAAUUCUCAUUAUCUUUUAGGGCUUUGUAGCCGGGAAACGCCAUUUCCGGCCAUCCGUUAUAUUGUUGCUCAAAUCCCAGCUCCGAUAACUGUGUUCUGGAAAGAUGGCGACUCGAGUAAUGGAUCAAAUCUCUCAACUACCUGACCGUAUUUUGCUGCACAUACUAUUCUUCCUACCUGGGAAAGAUGCAGCUCAAACUAGUGUGCUCUCCAAGACAUGGCUGAAAGUCUGGAAUUCGCUUCCUCUAUCUACAUUUGAUUUCAGUCAAAACAUUUCCAUAUGUAAACUCCUGUCUACAGAAAAAGAGGAAUCGGAACAAGUUGAUGUAAGAGAUGCUUUUCUAAAUAUUAUAGACGGUUCAUUGGUAAAUCUCCGUGUCCAAAAAGCAAUAAUAGAGAAAUUCAGGAUUUUUCUUAAACUGUCAUAUCUAAGAAAUGUGUGUUGCAUUGAUGAAUGGAUAAGAUUGGCUACCAAUAACUGCAUCAAAGAGUUAGAUGUUCAUAUUAAGCGCCAGUAUGAAGAAGACCAGUACAGUUUGCCAGGAAUGUUAUCUCAAAUUAAUGCCCAUUCAUCAUCUAAGCACGAGUUGGUUUCAAAAUUUGAAGGAAUAUCUAUCUAGAUUCAAACAACUAAAUUUACUUUGAUCUGUCUAUAGAUUCAACGACUGUAAGUGUCUGAAUUCCAUUUUCCCUUUAAUUUGUUAAUGUUUAGUUUUUGUGACAUUUGAUUAUCUUUUUUUGUCAUUGAUGAUCAAGAAUACAUUCAUCAUGGAAGAAGUGAAUGGAACGUUGUCCUGGCCACUAUUGGUUGUCAAACAUGUGAAAUAAGGGAAGUUUUUAUGGAGUCUCUAAAUUUUGAAGCUCUGUUAGAUGGUCUGCUUUGGACUUGUCAUCCAGAGAUAGAAUCAGGGAGCACAAUGAGGAUUUUACACAGUUUUUGAGGGAGAAACUAAUGCAAAGAGAGAUUGCUCCUGUGUGUUGUGACUCGAGUAGUAUCAAAUGCUGGAGGCACUUACCUUAAAGAAAUUGAAGUUGAGAGCUCUACUAGAAAGUAUGGGAAUCCUUCUUCAUCGUCUCAAGUCUCAACCGUUUGUUUCAAACUCACAUGGUAGAAUAUGAGCAUGCCAUGCACGUGAACAGUAAUUUAAAGUAUAAUUCUUCAUAGUUUUUGGCAGUCUGAUUACAAGAACUUGUAAUUUCUAACAUAAAUUCACCUUAUCAAGGGGUAUAAGAUUAAUAAUUUAGGCCUAUAGUGACCUUCAAGUAUAUAUAUGAUUCAUACUAAUUAGUCUA